GGAGGAGGAGGAGGAGGAGGAGGAGGAGACUCUUUAAAGUUGUAUUUUACCGAUGAUCCUUCAUUCAAAGUUCCCAAACUGAAGGGCAAGAAGGAAUAGAGUGGAGGGGAAGAGUCUGAGGUGAGGUAUGUUCUGAAUGCCGGCAUGCAAGGAAACUAAUCAGGAGAGAAUUUGCGUGGACUGCAAAGCUCAGCGUUCAGUUGUGCAGGCUCAAUGAGGGGAAUCAAAGGAGUUGCACGGUACCCUUUGUCCAAGCCGUCUUUUCUCUGAAGUUUUCCCUGGCUCCCAAUCAUGCCCAGCCAACAGAAGAAGGUCAUCUUUUGCACUGCUGGUAUCCUGAGCUUUGCGUGUUCUUUUGGAGUCAUAACAGCCUUAGGAACCCAGCUGUGGGUCAAAGCCAAGAUCCUCUGCAAGACCGGAGCCCUGCUUGUCAAUGCUUCUGGACAAGAGCUUGAGAAGUUUACUGGGGAGCUCCAGUACGGGCUUUUCCACGGGGAAGGGGUGCGACAAUGUGGCUUGGGAGCGAGACCUUUCCGGUUCUCAUUUUUUCCAGAUUUGGUCAAAGCCAUCCCAGUGAGUAUCCAUGUGAAUAUCAUUCUAUUCUCAACAAUUCUUAUUGUGUUGACAAUGGCCGGGACAGCCUUUUUCAUGUACAAUGCUUUUGGCAAGCCCUAUGAAACUCUUCUUGGCCCACUUGGACUGUAUCUCUGGAGCUUCAUUUCGUGUUCCUGUGGUUGUCUUGUUAUGAUACUGUUUGCCUCUGAAGUGAAGAUGCACCAUCUCUCAGAGAAAAUUGCAAAUUAUAAAGAAGGGACUUUCAUAUACAAAACUCAUAGUGAAAAAUACACCACCUCCUUCUGGAUCAUUUUCAUGUGCUUCUCUGUGCACAUUCUGAAUGGGCUUUUAAUCCGGCUUGCUGGGUUUCAGUUCCCUUUUGCAAAAUCUAAAGACUUUGACACUACUAGUGCAGCAGCAGAUCUAAUGUACUAAAAGAUGAAUUUUUUUUUUAUCAUCGUCCACAUAGGGAAGGAGGCAUCCUCGGCUCCUGGCAAUUCUGCCCCAAAAUUAGAUCUAAAUAGAUUCAAAUAAGAAAAUAUAUAUUGACUGGGGACUUUUGGGGUAAAUGGCUAUUUUCUGCAGCAGCAAGGGAAGAAAAGAAAGGUGGCAGAAGGAAGAACCUGGCAUGGGGAGAAGGGAUGCUUUAAACAGCAGGAAGCCAUUUUUCCCCAGGUAUUCAAAGGGAAUCAUGAACUGGAAUCGGUGAAAGGAUGCUCUUUGCAUAAAUCAAAGGCUGAUGAAAAGUCUCUUUUGCCAUGAGGGGGUCAGAAGAUGUCUGCUUUGAGAAGACACAUGCCGAACAGAAACUUGUUUUUUGAUCAGGGCAAUCUACGGAUGAUGCAUGUACCAGCAAUCAGAGCAGAGAGUGAGAACCUUUUUUUUUUUUAAAGACAGCCGUACAGUAAAGAAGCAUGUUCUGUGUUGGGGGAAAAAUAUAUCAACUGAUUUGACAAAAUUUGUCUGGAUUGCUGCUAAUUCAGUUACCCUGCUUUUUGGUUUGGAGCCUUCAUACCCUGAAAAAGACCAGAAGGAAGAAGCCAAGGUUCUCCUUCCCUCCAUGAGGCCAAGACACAAAAAAGGAUGCUCUUUGCAUAAAUCAAAGGCUGAUGAAAACUCUCUUUUUAAACUGAUGGACAGUGUCUGGGACUCCUAAUUUAUCUAGACUUAUGUCUAGAAUCAGAGAGUCUCAGAGGUGGAAGAGAGGCUGUUUCCUCCAAACCAUGCCAGAACAAGAAAGCCCCUUUGCCCCUUCCAGGAAAAAUGGCCGUCACUUUCUACUUGAAGACUUCCCAAGAGGAGAAGCCCCCAGGAUUCUGAAGUGGCCCAUUACACUUUUGGAUUGCUCUGUUGGGAAGUGUUUUUGCUUAUUUUUUCCCCGACCACAAGGCUAAAUCUAAGUUGCAAUUUCCGCCCACUACUUCUCAUUCAGCCCCCUGAGACCAAGCAGAUCAAGUCUAUUACUCUGUGUUCUACCACAUGCUAGCCCUGAAAUGGACUUUAGAAAUCAGUUAGUCCAAGCUCCUAAUUUUUCAGAUGAAAUGAACUGACCGAAGAUCCUAAUAAAGUUUAGAUCUGGAAGAAACCUCAGAGACCAUCUAAACUAGUCCCUUUGUUUUUACAAAUCAGGAAACUGAGGCUAAACCACUUGCCUCAGCAUCAGAGGCAGGAUUUGAACCCAGGUCUGCUGGCUACAAAGCCAGCACAUUUUCCACAAUGUCUUCAUGGAAAUGACUCGUUAGGGACCAUUUCAAACAAAGUACUGAAUCCUAUCACAAGCUGUAGAUACCUCUAUAUGUCAAACGAUCAUUAAGUUAAAUUCUGAACUUACAAUACUGCCACUGUGUUUUGUAGACUUCUUUUUCAUCUGAGAAUCUUAUAAUAUAAACAAACUAAGAUGUUGUCUCAAUUUACAAAUGGUUUUGAUUUAUUAGUGAAAAAUGAGUCAAAAAAUUAGUGGGAAAUCUCCAUAUUACAGGUUUCA
Messenger RNA from Phascolarctos cinereus (koala), 2539 nucleotides. Lineage: Eukaryota; Metazoa; Chordata; Mammalia; Diprotodontia; Phascolarctidae. The record is from RefSeq and is a predicted model, not a curated record.